ACGGUCAUACAUAACCAUUUUCACUAUUUGUUUAUAUUACUGUUGCAAUUUUAAAAAUGUGUGCAUAAUGCAAUGUAAACUGCAAACCAAUUCCUCCACGCCUUUAAAGGUUGUACCACAGCCCCCGGAUUGAGCCAGCGCACCGGCAGCAGACCUCAGCCGCAUUCAUCACGUGUGGACAGUCCAAUUCAAAAUUGAUUUGUACGGGAAGAAGCGCCGCUUUAGCAAAUAGGAGCGGAUAAACGAUCUGGAAGAGCGAUCAUGGCCGGCAGAGAGGCCCAGAUGCAGUCCUUUCACACGCGCUGCGGCCACUCCAUCCGGCUUUACAAUGGCAACCGUUCGGCGCAGCGUUCUAUGCGGGACUUCAGUCAUGCUUUGGUAUUCAGCGCUGAGCCGCUCGAGGACGAUGUGCUAUUCGAGGUAGUCAUUGAGAAGAAGAACACGUCAUGGGGCGGCAGCAUCGAGAUCGGAGUUACCGCCGAGUCGCCGGAUGAUCUGGAAUUGGUUGCCUGUGCCACCGCCAUGCGAAAUGGCACUUGGGUCAUGUCCGGCAUCGAUGUCCGCAAGGACGGGCGCCGCCUAUUCGAGUUCUACGGCACCGAUCUGGAAACACUGAAUGAGAACGAUCGCGUUGGCGUCAUGCGCACCUCCAGCAACGACUUGGUGUUCUAUGUAAACGGCGAAUCGCAAGGCGUGGCGGCUAAGAACAUGCCCAAACCCCUGUGGGCUCUCGUCGAUCUGUAUGGGCGUUGUGUGCAGGUUUCGCUCUGUCCCCGGGAUGCCAGCGGCUCCGGAGAGCUGCUGGACUCACCCCUGCAGCAGCCUCUACAACAGGUUGUUCAGAACCUGGACGUUGCCAUGAACGUGAACAUUGUUGUGGACUCCGACGGAUGGAUGCACGGCACCGGUGGCGGUUCUGAGGAUCGCCUGUGCUUUCACACCCGCUGUGGAUCUCUGGUCAAGCUCUCUCCGAACUUUCGAUCCGCCGAACGCCGUCGGCCGCUGGACGAGUUCAACAAUGGCGUGGUAAUGACCCACCGGCCGCUGCGAGACAAUGAACUGUUCGAGAUACGGAUCGACAAGCUGGUGGACAAAUGGUCGGGAUCCAUUGAAGUGGGCGUCACAACGCACAAUCCGACGGUGCUGCACUUCCCUGCCACCAUGACAAAUAUGCGUUCGGGCACUAUAAUGAUGUCAGGCUGUGGAAUCCUGACCAACGGCAAGGGUACUCGCCGCCAAUAUGGUGAGUUCAAUCUGGACGAAUUACGAGAAGGAGAUCGCGUUGGAAUGAUGCGCAAGGCCAAUGGCAACCUGCACAACUACAUUAACGGCCAGGAUCAGGGUGUGGCCGCCACCCGGGUAGCCUCCACCUUGUGGGGCGUCAUUGAUUUGUAUGGUAUGACGAUUAAAGUGACCAUAGUUGACCGCGACGAGCGUGAACAGCAGAACCUGGUGACCAGGCGGAACAAUAUUGUUGCGGGCAUGACGAGUGCUGCCUGCUCGAGUGGCUCCGGAGUCCAGCAUUCGCAGCAGCAACAGCAGCUCUCAGGCACACCGACCCUCAGUCUUUUGAGUCCAGAGAGCGAGAUGAACGUGGCUGGUGCAGCUGGCGGCCUGAGCGAGACUAUUUCCAGCACCAGGGCCAUAGCCAGAAACGAUGAUCGUCUAACCUUCCAUCACAUUUGUGGCACUCAUGCCACCGUCACCCAAAGCGGACGUACGGCUCUGCGCCCCAACGCUGCCGACGACUUUAACAAUGGCGUUGUGCUAACGCGUCGGCCCCUUCGUCCCAACGAACUUUUCCAGGUGCGGCUCGAACGUGUUGUUACCAAGUGGGCGGGCUCCGUGGAAAUGGGCGUGACGACGCACAGCGCCGACGAACUGGACUUUCCGUUCACCAUGACUAAUGUGCGUUCGGGCACCUGGAUGAUGACAGGCAACGGGGUCAUGCAGAACGGCGUCACCGUAAUCGAACAGUAUGGCCAGAAUUUGGAUCGCCUGCAGGUGGGCGAUCGUGUGGGCGUGGUGCGCAAGGAUGACGGCACUGUGCACUUUUGGGUGAAUGGUGUGGACCAGGGUCCGGCUGCCAGCAAUGUGCCGGAGCGCGUCUACGGAGUUAUCGAUUUGUACGGGCAAGCGGCGCAGGCGAGUAUCGUUGACACAUCAGAGUGCGGGAGUCCGGACACCGGAAACUCCACCAUCUCGAACACAACCUUGUACAGCGAGAUCCCCUUGCGCUUCCAUAGCAUCCAUGGCGCCAAUGCCGGGAUCUCGAACAGUGGAUUGACCGCCUCGCGUCCCAAUUCGCUAGCAGAGUUCAAUGACGCCAUCGUGUUCAGCAAUCGUCCGCUAAGGCAACGCGAACUCUUCGAAGUGGAGCUGGAAACGAUGGUCCGCCACUGGUCGGGCAACAUUGAGAUCGGUGUGACGGGCACCCGGCCGGAGGACAUCCAGCUAGCUCCAAACGCCACCGAUCUGGAGGCCAAUGAUACCAUCAUUCUAUGCGGGCCGAUGAUCUUUCAUAACCGCAAGACCAUACGCACUAAUAUCCUACUGGAUCUAGACACUUUGGGUCCCAGCACCAGGGUGGGCGUAAUGCGCAAUGGAGACUUCAUCCACUUCUUUGUGGAUGGAAUGGACCAGGGACCGGCUUGCGAAUGCCAUGCACCCAAUAUUUGGGCUAUCAUCGAUUUGUACGGGCAAUGUGCCCAGGUGAGUCUCACGCAGACACAGUUGGAUAUCCGGGCACCGUAUGCGACCAGCGAGAACUCGCAGAGCUGUCAGGCCACCUCUGUUAUCCAGCAUCCGGCUAUGGAGACAAAGCACCGCUGGACGUGCGUCUCGGGAAAUGUUAGCCUCACCAGAUGGACGGAAGCGUCACGGUUUACGGGAGCAGCGGCACCGCUCUCCCACUGUUUGGUAUUUUCCGAACACCCACUCAGUGUGGGUUCUCCCUUUGAGAUUAAGCUGACAUCGAUUAAUCCCAUGUUUGCAGGUUGCCUCAGUAUCGGCGUAACGGAUCUUAACUUAAGCGACGAGAGCGUGCGGAAGAAGCUCCCCACCAGCCUGCGACGGAUUCCGGCCAACGUUUGGUAUGUGAGCGGGAACGAGGUACGCUUCAAUUCGAGCUGCCUCCAGCGCUCAUUGGCCUCGCUGGAGUGGUUAAGGGUGGACGAUCGCAUCACAUUGGAGCGCGUAGAGAAUUCACUAAACAUGCUACUGAAUUCGGAGAACGUCAACAUUCAGUUUCACAAUGUGCCCAACGAUGUCUACGUGGUGGCGGAGCUGCGAGGGUCAACAAUGGGUAUUCAGGUGAUAUCGGCUCAAGGUCCAGCAUCGCCUCUACGACCCUGCAGUCUACGGCUGCAGGACUCGAUGGAUUUCGGCAUGGAUCCACUGAACAAGCAGGAUAGCUCAAUGCUAGAGUCCAUCGAUUCCGAAGCGCAAAACUACGAGUUUGUGGACGUAGCACAGAAGAAUGCGCGACUGAGCGACGAUCGCAGAAGUGUAGCCAGAAUCAAGUCGUAUAAUCAGGCCAUCGUUUGCCUAAAUAAGCCGCUGUGCAAGGGCGAGAGCAUCAGCAUCAAGGUUGACGGUCUGAACAACAAGUGGAAGGGUACCCUCGGCCUGGGUGUCCUGUCCGCCACUCCGCAAUCUGUGCCCGUUUCACUGCUGGACUUCAAGCGAGGCUGCUGGCUAGCCACCCACGACUAUGUGAACGUCAACGGCCAGGUGAUGGCAUCCAAAUACGGUGACGCUUUGGACCAGAUUCAGAUUGGAACUGUCAUCACUUUGACCCUCACACAUGCCGGAAUGCUAAUUGUCAUGGUUGGCUCAACCAAUCUUGAGGAUAUGGCCAGCGGCCUACCCAACCACGUAUAUCCCGUGUUCGAUGUGUACGGCAAAUGCGAGAAAAUAACCUUGAUAACAGGCAGUGAUGCUGGACGCACUGGUAAUGCCAAUGGCACGCCCAUCCUGGAGGCUCCCGAGGCCUUGGAGCUGGACAAUGGAAUGCCGCAGCAGUGCGAAAAAGCGCAUCUUGAGAUGCACGAGAAGGAGAAGGACACGGAGCAAAUGUGCGAAAUUUCAGCCAGGGAUGGUCCAUCCACAUCUGGUGCUCAAUCGAAUUCCAUGACUCGUUCGGUUAUGGAAAGUGUUUCCGAGAACUUGCUGCUUAAUAUUUCCAUUAAGAAUCGAACUCUAGAGCAGCAGCGCAAUGACCUUGGCGGAUCCUCAUCGACCUGUUGUCUUCGUGAGUCCCUCCAGCUGCAGCACAAUACGAAUUUAAACAUACAACGCAGCCAAAGCACACAGAGAUUCCAGAACUCAUUAAACACUUCGGCAACUGCAGCUGGGAGUACCACGAAUGUCAACGUUCAGCAUCUGAGCAAUUCCGCAGUAUAUGACACGAAUAAGGAGUACGAUGAGCUGCCCAAUCCCCCAAUUACUUCGACAAACUCUGCAGAUGAAGCUCCAGGAGCCACAGCCGUCAUAGGUAGCACAACGAACGAUCACAGCGAGAACAAUGCGGCGGCAGCGUUGGAGCUGAGCACCAGCAACGAACGCGAAGCGUCUGGAGAGUCAGCAACUAACGACAACGUCCUGGAGGACGAUGAGAUCGACUAUAUGAACCACCUGCUGUUGCUGCAACAACUGCAACAGAACGAGUAUACUCGCCACCACCUUAUGCCCGACCAGGCGUCGUUACUAAAUCUCGACCUGCAAUCGCUCAACUCUCUGGAAUCGGACACGAACUCGGCUGGCCAGGCGCCGGGUGGAGGAACCGACUCGCUACGCUCAGCAGAGCAGAACGACUGCGAAUACCUCCGGCAGGUGAGACGCUUCUGUGCCUCGCUGGUUCUGCCGCAGGCAUUCUUCGACAGUCGACUGGAGCCGGUGUGCUUCUGCCUGAAGUGCAGCGGGCCCAGCAAUGCCGGCAAUGGGGACAAACUGGAGGGCUGGGUUUACUUUAAGCUCAAUCAGCAGACAGUCAAUGUGCUGAGCACCUCGGCAACGACUGCAUCGGCGAGCAGCGGUGUUUCCUCGUCGACAGUUCCGCAAGUGCACUUCGAUCUGAAUGGCGACUGGCUGCCCUUUUACUACAUGACACGGGUGGACAAAAUAAGGGCCAUAUUGGAUCGCGGCCAGCCGCUCCCGCUGGAAACGGACCCGGAUGAAGAACCGGCCGCUGCUGCGCUAAAAGACGAGCCGGGCACCCGUCUAGAGCUCUACUACUCACCUAAUGCCACCGUCAUUGAACCCGUACUGCCUCAACAUCAUUUUGCCUCCGAGCAGGGCCUGCAUCGCAUCUCCACCUCCUUCGAGGUCUACGUUCGACGCCAGUCCAUUUCAGGCGUAACUACGGGCAAAGCAGCAGCCGAAGCCAAGCGGCGCAGUCUAGGAUCCGGCGAUCAUGACCAUUGUAAUACCGGCCAGGGGGCCGAGGGUGUGGGAGCCACAUCAUCGGCUUCCCUUAACGAGUCGUCCGUACAUCUCUUGAACGAUCUCUGUUGGUUCACCAAAGAGGCUGGCGCCUGCAUAAUCAACGCUUUGAUAAUUAAACUGGACAGGAUGGAGGAUCAGGAAUCUCAUUGAGCACACGACAACACAUCCUAUCUACACUAGUCACGGUCUAUAAUCCAAUAAUCCCCACAUUAUAUUCACGCUUAGCAGCUAGCCACACCAAAAUGCUUUCGCAUUCCCCUUUGUAAACGGAUUUUUAUUGUAUUGCAAAGAUAAAAGAAGAAAUUUAAAAAAUGAAUUGAGCAAAAAA
This is a messenger RNA of Drosophila serrata, 5773 nucleotides long. RefSeq names its product neuralized E3 ubiquitin protein ligase 4 (gene Neurl4). The record is from RefSeq and is a predicted model, not a curated record. Lineage: Eukaryota; Metazoa; Arthropoda; Insecta; Diptera; Drosophilidae.